AUGCCUGCGCGUCGUUCGCGCCUAAGUUCCGGUGCCGCCAUCUCGACAGAAAACAAGAAAAGAUCACUUCACGAGCCAGAGGAUGAGAUAGUAUCCCCGAGGAGGAACAAACGCGGGAGAUACAGCGCCGAAUAUCGAAAGUCGAAAUCUGCCUCCCCAGUUGAGGCCAACACUCCUAGAAAGUCAACCAAGCAGGGCAGCACAAACAGCAAAGCGAGGAGAACAGCUAAAGAGAUCAUAACUGAGGAACCGUACGUCGAGGAGGACUCCAAGGCAACAUACUAUGAAGUCAAGGUUGAAGUCAACGCAGAGGAAGAAACAAUUACCACGAAGUCUACAACAAAGCGAAAGACGAAAGGAGAAAAAGAAGCAGAAAUGUCGCCUUUAGGCAUAAGAACCAAAGGUCUACAAAUGUUUGUGGGAGCUCAUGUUAGCGCCGCUAAAGGGGUACAAAAUUCGAUUGUCAACAGCGUGCAUAUAGGUGGGAACGCUUUUGCAUUAUUCUUGAAAUCUCAGAGAAAAUGGGACAAUCCGCCAUUGCAAGAUGAACACAAGGAACAAUUCCGAAAAUUCUGUCUUGACCACCAAUAUGACGCAUCCAAAUAUAUUUUACCUCAUGGCUCAUAUCUGGUUAACUUGGCCCAAGAAGAGGAAGCCAAGGCGAAACAGGCCUUCGACUCAUUCCUGGAUGAUCUGCGUAGAUGCGAACAGCUCGGUAUCAAACUCUAUAACUUUCAUCCAGGAGCAGUGGGUCAGAGCACACUAGAAUCGGCUAUUUCACGGCUUGCGAAUGCCUUGACAAAGGCACUUUCCGAGACCGAAACAGUGACUCCAGUACUAGAAACAAUGUGUGGCCACGGAACAACCAUUGGUGGACCGCUUUCUGAACUGGGUGCUGUUAUCUCCCAAAUUCCAGAGAAAUUCCACUCGCGUAUUGGAGUGUGCAUUGAUACGUGCCAUAGCUUCGCCUAUGGCUAUGAUUUGGUAUCCCCAGAAGGAUUUAACUCAUUCAUGCAAGAAUUCGACGACAAGAUCGGAUUGAAAUUCCUCAGAGCGCUCCAUCUUAAUGACUCAAAGGCUCCACAAGGUAGUAAGCGAGAUCUCCACGCAAACAUCGGAACAGGCUUUCUGGGCCUUCGCGCUUUCCACAAUGUUAUGAAUGAAGAGCGCUUUCAGGGACUGCCCAUGAUCCUUGAAACCCCCAUUGAUCGUCCCGGUCCAGAUAUUGGAGGCUCAAACAAAAGCAAGCCUAUCGAGGAUAAAUCUGUAUGGGCUCGCGAAAUUAAAUUGCUUGAAUCUUUAAUUGGUAUGGAUCCAGAAAGUUCCGAAUUUCGUUCUCUAGAAGCCCAGUUGUCCGAUGAGGGACGCGCAGAGAGGCAAAAGCAUCAGGAACAAUAUGAACGAAAACUCGAGACAGAAGCGAAAAAAAAGCAGAAAUCACUUGCCAAGGGUCAGAAAAAUUUGGAUGAUAUGUUCAAAGGGAGAAAGGGUGGUCCUAAGAAGCCUAAAACGACGGACUUGAAUACUUCAGAAUCCAGGCCCGUGGAAUAA
Talaromyces atroroseus is the source of this 1551-nucleotide messenger RNA. RefSeq lists its product as hypothetical. Gene Ontology annotation, biological process: base-excision repair. The coding region runs from base 1 to 1551 and encodes 516 amino acids. Gene Ontology annotation, cellular component: mitochondrion; nucleus. Gene Ontology annotation, molecular function: DNA binding; phosphoric diester hydrolase activity; zinc ion binding. Lineage: Eukaryota; Fungi; Ascomycota; Eurotiomycetes; Eurotiales; Trichocomaceae. The record is from RefSeq and is a predicted model, not a curated record. The transcript is spliced from 5 exons.